CUCUAUAAAUAAUUAUCGAUGGUCUAUAAAAUAGUUGGGUAUUCUAGACAACAAAAGAUACAGAAGAAGAAACGGUAGAGGAGAGAGAGAUCAUUAAACAUGGCUACGAAACCUGGGAUUCUCACUAACUGGCCAUGGGAAUCACUUGGGAACUUCAAGUACGUGAUCUUGGCCCCGUGGUUGGUUCACAGCGCUUAUUCAUGGGCAACGAAUGCAGGAAACGAGAAGGACCUUGCCAACUUCCUCAUAUUCAUAUUUCUCACGACAAGAAUCCUUCACUGCCAAAUAUGGGUGUCUUAUUCCCGUUACCGAACUGCCAAAGGAACCAACAGGAUCGUUGAUAAGGGCAUCGACUUCGAGCAAGUUGACAGAGAAAGCAACUGGUCAAUCUCUAUACUCCAUUGCUGUUUAAUUGCCUGUGAUCUUGGCACUAAAAUGCAGAAAUUGAUGGAUAUGUUUGGCAGGGAUGAUCAGAUCAUAUUAAUUGGAAUUAUAUUGUACUUGGGAAAUAUGAUACUGCCAGAAGCAUCUCACCUUCCCAUAUGGAGAUCAGAUGGAGUUAUAAUCACAAUUCUACUUCAUACGGGUCCUGUCGAGUUCCUUUAUUAUUGGCUCCACAGGGCAUUGCACCACCAUUACCUCUACUCUCGCUACCACUCCCAUCACCAUUCUUCUAUAGUGACCGAACCCAUUACUUCGGUAAUUCACCCAUUCACAGAAAUAAUCUCUUACGUUCUGCUCUUUAUGAUACCAAUGCUGACAACGAUCUCAAUGGGAACAGCUUCCAUCGUAUCAUUAUUUGGUUACGUAACUUACAUUGAUUUCAUGAAUAACAUGGGACACUGUAACUUUGAAUUCAUCCCGAAACAGGUCUUCUCAAUCUUCCCUCCACUCAAGUAUUUCAUGUACACUCCUUCAUUUCAUUCUCUCCAUCACACUCAAUUUCGAACCAAUUACUGCCUUUUCAUGCCGUUUUAUGAUUAUAUUUAUGGAACAAUGGACAAGUCUUCCGAUGCUCUGUAUGAAGCUUCGUUAAAAAGGAAAGAAGAAUCACCCGACGUUGUACAUUUAACACAUUUGACCACACCAGAUUCCCUCUUUCAUCUUCGUCUAGGACUCGCUUCCUUGGCCUCCAAGCCCCACCAGGCUCCCACCAUGCUCGUGUGGCCCGUCACGUUUUGGUCUGUGUUGGUGACUUGGAUUUACGGCCAUGCCUUCGUUUCAGAGAGGAACACCUUCGAGAAACUCAAACUACAAUCUUGGGUGGUACCAAGAUACAAUAUGCAAUAUCUUUCUCGAGGACAAAGAGGGAAAAUCAAUAACUUAAUUGAAGAAGCUAUAUCAGAGGCAGAUAAGAAGGGAGCUAAGGUGCUGAGUUUAGGGCUUUUGAACCAGGAUGAACAGCUUAACGGGAAUGGAGAGCUCUAUAUCCAAAGGCACCCUAAGCUUAAAAUCAAGGUCGUGGAUGGAAGCAGUUUGGUGGCGGCUGUGGUGGUGAACAGCAUUCCUGAAGAAACAAGGCAAGUAGUUCUGAGGGGCAAGCUUUCUAAAGUAGCUUAUGCCAUAGCCCUGGCUUUGUGCCAAAAGGGUGUCAAGGUUGCUGCAUCGAACGAUGAUGAAUAUAAGAAGCUGUUAAAGCACGUAGACAAGUUUGGAGACAAUUUGAUUCUUACAGAAAGAUAUGAUCACAAGAUAUGGUUGGUGGGAGAUGGGCUGACCCAAGAAGAACAGUUGACGGCACCCCAAGGAACAAUAUUCAUUCCAUUUUCCCAAUUCCCACCAAGGAAAGUUCGCAAAGAUUGCUACUACCACAGUACUCCGGCCAUGGUGGCUCCCAAGUCUCUUGAGAACAUGCACUCUUGUGAGAAUUGGUUGCCAAGAAUGGUAAUGAGUGCAUGGCGAGUGGCAGGGAUAGUUCAUGGUUUGGAAGGAUGGGAUGUUCACGAGUGUGGUCACACCAUUAUUGGGAUUGAGAAAGUUUGGGAGGCCACUCUUCAACAUGGGUUUCGUCCUUUGUCAAUCCUUGCUUAGAGCCCUGAGGAAUAAAUAUCAAUAUAUCAUCUAUAUUCAGAUGAUAACUAAUAAGAUAUUUGGAAUAAUCUUUGUAUUUUGUAAUUUAUUGUAAUGUUUUUGAAAUUGCUAUUAAGUGGCAUAAUGCUUGAAACAAGUUCUUACGUUAUUAAAAAAAAUUCAAAUAAGCUUUUGAUCAA
Theobroma umbraticum is the source of this 2210-nucleotide messenger RNA. The record is from RefSeq and is a predicted model, not a curated record. Lineage: Eukaryota; Viridiplantae; Streptophyta; Magnoliopsida; Malvales; Malvaceae.